Molecule: messenger RNA, 1026 nt
Organism: Chaetomium globosum CBS 148.51
Lineage: Eukaryota; Fungi; Ascomycota; Sordariomycetes; Sordariales; Chaetomiaceae
Exons: 4
Coding region: 1-1026 (341 amino acids)
Biological process (GO): cardiolipin biosynthetic process
Cellular component (GO): membrane; mitochondrion
Molecular function (GO): cardiolipin synthase activity
Source: RefSeq, a predicted model, not a curated record
AUGCCAACCUCCGCCGCAUUGGGGCGUGGGGCUCCCUCGGUUCGCUUUGGGAAGACGGGCUUGUAUGCCGGGGUGACCAGGGGAGGGGGUGGAAGCCUUAACCUUGGGGGUGUGAGGUAUCUGACUAGCGGGAGGCAGUGGCAGCAGACUGGGAAUGUUCUGUCUAGCUCGGUAUCGUCAGGACGUUUUGGGAAGGAAGCUGGUCUGGGGCCUGCGAUGGGAGUCUGCCUUCACGCCCAAGCGAGGUGGUUCGUUGUGUCGAGCAGGUGGAGGCGUGAUGGCGAAAAGGUCACAGGAAGUGAGAAGAGUCCUAUUCCCGCGCCAGCCAAGCAGGGCCCUGCCUCUGCCCUCAGCAAGAUUCUGCCCAAAGCAAACCUACGCCAUGAGAAUAUCUACACCAUCCCCAACAUCCUGACCGCCUCCCGCCUCGUCGCCGCGCCCUUUAUCGGGUACUGCAUCCUACACGAUUACCAUGCCGCCGCUCUGGGUCUGUUUGCCUACGCCGGCAUCACCGACGCGCUCGACGGCUGGAUCGCCCGCCGCUGGAACCUCGGGACGGUCGUGGGCACCGUGAUCGACCCCAUGGCCGACAAGACGCUCAUGACGGUGCUCACUGUGGCCCUGGCUGUGAAGGGGGCGCUGCCAGUCUGGCUCGCCGUCAUCAUCCUCGGCCGGGACGUCGCUCUGGCCAUCUCAGCCAUCUACUACCGCUGGAUCUCGCUGCCCCCGCCUAAAACCUUUGCGCGGUACUGGGACUUCUCCCUGCCCUCGGCCGAGGUGCACCCGACCCAGAUCAGCAAGUACAACACAGUGCUGCAGCUGGGGCUCGUGGGCCUGACGACCCUCGCGCCCGUGGUCCCGGCGGUGGAUAUGAGCAGCAUGUUGGGCAUUAUGCACUAUGUCGUGGCCACGACUACUGUCUGGAGCGGCGCCAGCUACAUCUACAGCAAGGACGCGGUCAAGAUCUUGACACCGCAGCAGGCCGAGGAGAAGAAAGCGGAGCAGGAGAAACAGGACUCCAGGUGA